CUUUAUUUUCUAAAUUUCUAACCAAACUUGCCUUGAAACUAAAAAGUAAUCAAUGGUCAAUUUUGUAAAAAUAUAAACAUUUAGAAAAUGGGAACAGAAGUAGCAUUAUCAUUCAAUGCUUUACGAAACCAAUUAGAAAAUGAAAGAAAUAGUUUGUUUAAAUUAGAUGAAAAUAUAAAAAAAAUAGUGCAAACAUCGGGACGAUAUAAUGCCUCUGGUGACCAUUUAAGAGGUGGCCCCCGUCUGGGUGGACGAAGUUCUUUCCAAGAUUUUAAUAAGAAUGAUGACCCGUAUAACAAGAGAAAACAAGAAACAAAAACAGUCUUCAGCAGAUUAUCAAAGGGGAAUGACAGCGAUGGUGAAGACGGCCCAGGAACAAAAAGGCCCCGAAUGCCCUCAGCCGUGUCUCGCGAGCUGCCGACCAGAGCUUCAGUGCUGCGAGCACAGGGUGACGACGAGCAAGCUAGAACUAGGAAUAGAAGAAUAUUUGGCUCACUGCUUGGAACACUUCAAAAAUUCAAACAAGAGGAAAUUGUAUUGCAAACUAAAGAAGAGAAAAAGGCACAAGUUGAAAGAAAGAUUGAAGAGCAAGCCCGAUUAGAAAAGGAAAAGGAACUCAUAGAGAGAAGAGUGUUAUUUGCUGAAAGAGAAACGAAGAAAGCAAAUAUAAAAACUCUUGAAGCUAAGAUGAUGAGGGUCCAGGAGUUUGAGAAAUGGGAGGAGUCACAAAGACAUCUUGGACACUUUAUUCUGACAAAAGCUAAACCACAUGUGUAUUGGUUGCCCAAAAGAAUGUCAGAAAGAGCCUCUGAAAAACUUAAUUCAAGUAGAAGAUAUUAUGAUAAAUGUAUGACAAAGAAGCGUGAGGAGCUUCAAGAAGAGUUACUGAGAAUUGAGCAGAGGUGUCUCCGUCAAAAACUUCCAGGAGCUAAAGAGAAUGAACCAAAUGAUGAGCUUGGUGCUUCUGUGAAGAGUGAAAUAAAGGAAGAAAAUGAUGAAAGGAGCAAAAAAAGAGAUAAAUUUGCUGCAGAUGCUGAUGAUAAAGGUGAUGACAGUGAUGCUGAUGAUAGACAUGAUGAGCAGAUCACUAAAGAAGAUAAUGUUGAAGCAUUAAAUGAGACGGCAAUUGAUGCUAAUAAUAAACAGAGCCCAGAUAGAAACAUUGUUGAAAGUGUUACCCAAGAUAAUGAGGAACCGGAUAUGACUGCUGCACCUGUUGAGCCUGAACCAGUGGAGAACAUUGCUUGUGACACAGAAGACAACAAAUCUAAUGUGGCACAACCUGAAUCAUUAAUAGGAUAAAUAAUUGCAUGGUGAAAUAAUAGAUGGUUUGACCAAGCUUUUGUCAAGUGAGGUGUUCUAUGUUUGUGACCUCAGUUCAGUUGGUGAAUACAAUUGUUAGUUAACACAAUAGUUCGUAAGCACUAGAGUAAUAAUUAGGUACAUCAGCUAAAAAGUGGGAAAGUACUGCUCAAGAGCAAUCUAAAAUUUUUUAUAGUUAGACACAAUCAUAAUUUUUUAUUGUACUAUUUUCAGUGCUCAAAAUAUAAUUUUAUCAUACAUUUUACAUGGUUUCAGGUCCAUUAAUGUCUUAAUCUGUUCUUAUCACACAUAUUUUAAUUCAUAUAAACUAAUUACCUUGUCAUUGAUCACUAGACUGUGAUUGGUCACACUCGCCUUUGUUGUGGAUGCUUAUGAAUUGUUCAGUUGCUUCAUGUUGAUAUAGAGAUAAGUAAAAUACACACUCUAUAGUUUGAGACUGUUGUACCAUGCCUUAGUAUGUGAUGUAGUAUUAUAAUGUUCUUAUUGAUAUCUCGUGAUCUAAACUGGUCCUGUGUAACAAUAUUGAUACUUUUAUAACUUAUUUAGUAGCAGGCCUGCCUCACUCCCCGUGUAGCUAUUGAAAAUGUAGUAGGCCAGCCAGUAGGGACUCAUAAGCGAGCUUUGUUGUCACCUUCUUUAACGAGCUGACUGAUAUUUUGUAAAUGGGGAAACAUAAAUAAAGCAAAGGAUAAGCACAAAUAAAAUUUGAAAAACAAUUUUAUGAACGAUGCGGGACUCAAGCCCACGACCUUUGGCGUUCCGUGCCAGUGCUCUAACCAACUGAGCCUACCGUUUGACUGAUGUAUCGUCAUAAAAUCUUGUAUGUUAAACUCUCAGGUUGUGGCUUCAUCUACAGGAUCUACUUUUUUUUUAAUUUUAAUUUUAUUUGUGUACUAAUCCUAGGUGUGAGGGUUAUCACUUUAAAAACAUAACAAAUUGGUUUGGAUUUUAAUAUCCUAAUUAAAUUUUUUUAAACAUCCCAAAGUCUCCGAAACAAUUUGAUGUAAAGUGAUUAUUAUUAUUAUAAUGAAAGUACCAUUCAUGAUAGCUACCUAUUUAUUUCCUAUAUACUAAGUGAGUUUGACUAUGUCGUGGUGUUCCAACACAUACAUUACUAUCUACAACUAAUAUAUGUUUGACAACGAAAGAAUAUUGAUUUAAAAUUACAAUUACAUACCUAUUUAUUAUAGGAAAAACUGAGCUUUAUUAUAAGAUGACCUUAUACUAGGUAGGUACAGUUUUAGGUAGAGAAGUCAACUCUAUUGUUGUUAGAACAGGUAAGAGUCACACAAUAGAAAGAGAGGCAAGUUCUAGGUGAAUAAAAAUUUAGGUUAGUAUCACUGUGCUAUAUGAAUUACACCUUAUUGUAUGACCACAAGAGUCCCUAUUUCUUUAAUUGAUUUUGCGGAGUGAGACUUCUGUACUUGAACUAUUAUAUAUUCUUUGUCAGUAGUACAAUAGUUUCAAUCAAACUAUAGUUGAAGCCUGACUUGGCCUCUUGGCUCUUGGCUUGGGACCUCUGAUAACAAUAAAGUGAAGUGUGUUUGCUCAGAUCGUGACAAUGGCCAGUCGUUCUGUGAUCACUUGACUGUUGUGACGUGAGUCUGCUGUGUAAAUGUUUUCUUGAGUGUUGUAAUAUACGACUGAGUAAAGACCAAUCAAUAAAUAAUACCAUAAAGUAA
Molecule: messenger RNA, 3005 nt
Organism: Leptidea sinapis
Lineage: Eukaryota; Metazoa; Arthropoda; Insecta; Lepidoptera; Pieridae
Gene: Pnn
Product: pinin
Exons: 6
Coding region: 88-1302 (404 amino acids)
Cellular component (GO): catalytic step 2 spliceosome
Source: RefSeq, a predicted model, not a curated record